AAAGACUAUAGAUGUGCAGCGGCUCAGCUGUGACUUUGUUUUUGAAAUUUAUUUUUGUUGACGAAAUAGAGCAAAAUAGAGUGUUCCUAAAAUGGAAAUGAGGCAGCAGAAGAUCGACUGAAAGAUAUUUGAACAGGAAAGGAGGAGGACUUUGGACACCUUGGCCAAGUUAAUGAGAUGACCUCAUAUCCAUAUUAUAAAAGACUGAGUUGAUAGUUGCUUCAAGUUCUGGUCCCACCGAACACUAGAAGCCCAAAGAACUUGAGCAAGAACAUACAACUAGGACUGAAGAUUCCUCUGUGAAGUGAAUCAUUGAAGGACAAUGGCAUCUGUUAAAGAGCUGCUUGUAAACACACUGAAGGAACUGGUAAAAGAUGAUCUGAAGGAGUUUCAGUGGCACUUGAAGAAUUAUGAGUGUGUUUCAGCUUCUGAAAUGGAGAAUGCAGAUAUCUUAGACACAGUGGAUACAAUGGUGGCAUAUUUUGGACCAAACGAAGCUGUGAAGAUCACAAUGAACAUCCUGAAGAAGAUGAACCAGAACCUUCUGGUUGAAGAGUUAGAGAACGAAAACAAGCAAGUUCAGGAUCAGGGCGAUGUAGAUGCUUCAACCACCAUCGGAGCUGCUUCAGAACAGAUCUGGGGCUCAACUGCAGAGGACAGUAAAGCUGGUAUUCCUGAUUACAGAGAGAUCAGCCUCAGACUGAAGAACAUAUUACAAGAGUACUAUAAUCGGAUAUUGAUUGGUAAUUCACAAACGGGUCAUCAGAAAUAUCUGAAUGAUAUUUACACUGAUCUAUACGUGGUGGAGAAUGAGACUGGAGGAAUAGUGAGUGACCAUGAGGUGAGACGGAUUGAAUUGAACAUCCACCAAAUUACUGUGAUGGACACCACAAUCUUGUGCAAUGAUCUGUUCAAAGUCCAGUAUGAUACUGGUCGACGAAACAAAAAAGUGCUAACGAUGGGGAUCGCCGGGGUGGGAAAAACUGUCUCUGUCAAUAAGUUCAUUCUUGACUGGGCUGACGGAAAAGAAAAUCAGGACUUACUCUUCAUAUUUCCACUCCCAUUCCGUAGACUGAAUAUGAUUACAAAGGACUGCAGUCUCAUGGAACUGCUUCACGAAUGCUUCUUUAGUGGUCCUGAAGAACUGCCCUUACUUCCUGAGGAUGACUGUAAGGUCAUGUUCAUUUUUGAUGGGCUGGAUGAAUGUCGCUUCCCUUUGAGAUUUCAUGAUAGUGAUAGAUUAACAGAUGUGCAUGAAAAAACAACAGUGAGUAAGAUAGUUACAAACUUGAUCAAAAGACAUCUGGUUUCCUCUGCUCUCAUCUGGAUCACGUCUAGACCAGCAGCAGCCGGUCUGAUACCCCGAGAAUACAUUGAUCAGGUGACAGAAGUGCGUGGAUUCAACGAUGAGCAAAAAGAGCAAUACUUCAUCAAAAACAGUAGUCCUGAGGUUGCUGGAAACAUCAUCCGUCACAUCAAGAAAUCCAGGAGUCUGUACAUCAUGUGCCACAUCCCUGUUUUCUGCUGGAUCUCUCUCACUGUUCUUCAGCCACUGCUGGCUCGAGAGAGCAAUGACAAAACUCCUACAACUCUCACAGAGAUAUACACAAGCUUCUUGCUUUCUCAGAAGCAGCAGAUGGAAAAAAAAUACAGUGAUAAUCCUGAACUUAAGUUCGAAGCCAGGUGCUUUGAUCAGAUUGUUCUAAAGCUUGGGAAACUGGCCUUUAAACAGCUGGAGAAAGGAAAUCUAAUUUUCUACAAGGAAGAUCUUGAGGAGUGUGGACUAGAUGUCAGUGAAGGGUCAGUGUACUCUGGAUUAUGCACUCAGAUCUUUCAGACGGAAAAGGCUUUUUCAGCCAGAAACAUUUACAGCUUUGUACAUCUCAGUGUCCAGGAGUUCCUUGCUGCUCUCUAUGUGUUUCUGAUUUACAAAGAUGAGAAAUCAAACCUAUUUUUUCAAACCUGGAAAAAGACACUAUCAUGGAAACUGUCUAAUAGGCAGCUGUUUCAUCUUCUGAAGUCUGCAGUCAACAAGGCUUUACAAAGUGAGAAUGGACACCUGGACCUUUUCCUCCGGUUUCUCUUGGGUCUCUCACUGGAGUCCAAUCAGAAUGAUUUGAAGGAACUGCUGCCAGAAGUGGAACUGAAAACCGUGAAUAUUAAAGACACUGUUGACUACAUCAAACAGACAAUAGAGAAGGAGAAAUCAGUGGAGAGGACAAUCAACUUGUUCUUCUGUCUAAGUGAACUGAAAUAUGACUUUGUCAGGGAUAUCCAGAAGAAUCUGAGCUCUGGAAAUCUUUCAGCACAGAAUCUCUCCUCUGCUCAAUGGUCAGCUCUGGUGUAUGUGCUGCUGAUGUCAGAAGUGACUCAAGAUAAGUUGGAACUGCAAAAAUACAGAAGAUCUGAAGAAGCACUGAUGAGAAUGUUGCCAGUGAUCAAAAACACAAGAAGGGCACUGCUACAGUCCUGUAAUCUCACAGUUGAGUGUUGUGAGAGUUUGUCAUCAGUGCUACAAUCCUCCAUCCUGAGAGAGCUGGAUCUGACUAACAAUGACCUGCAGGAUUCAGGAGUGAAUCUGCUCUCUGAUGGACUGAAGAGUCCAAACUGCCAGCUGGAGAUACUGAGGUUGUCAGGCUGUAUGGUGACAGAGAAAGGCUGUGGUUAUUUGUGUUCAGCUCUGAGUUCAAACCCCUCACACCUGAGAGAGCUGGAUCUGAGCUACAAUCACCCAGGACAAUCAGGAGUCCAGCUGCUCAACCACAAACUGGAGGAUCCAAACUACAAACUGCAUAUACUCAAUGUGGAUCAUGGAGGAGCGAUCAGAAUGUCAGCAGGACUACGAAAAUGGGCCUGUGACCUCACACUGGAUCCAAACACAACACAUACUCGUCUCAUUCUGUCUGAUGAGAACAGGAAGAUCACACUUGUGUAUGAGCAUCAGCCGUAUCCUGAUCAUCCAGAGAGAUUUGAGCUUUGUGACCAGGUUCUGUGUCGAGAGAGUCUUACUGAGCGCCAUUACUGGGAGGCUGAAUGGAGUGGGAGGUUUGCUAUUAUAGCAGUGUCAUAUAAAGGAAUCAGCAGGAAAGAACGUAAAGGUUGUUGGUUUGGAUACAAUGACAAAUCCUGGAGUCUCUGGUACUUUGAUAACAGAUUCACUGUCCGUCACAAUAAUAAGAAAACUGACAUAACUGUUGCUUCAUUCUCUACAAGAGUAGGAGUGUAUGUGGAUGUGAUGGCCGGCACUCUGUCCUUCUACAGCGUCUCUGAUACACACACACACACACACUUACACACAUUCAACACCACACUCACUGAACCCCUCUAUGCUGGAUUUGGGGUUCAUUAUGAUUCUUCACUGUCUCUGUGUCAGAUUUGAGUACACAAAUAAAAAAAAAUAAAAUAAAAAAAAUAGAUUUAGGACACGUUUUACAGUUGCUGGGACUAUAUAGGAUAACAAUAGGCUAUCAUUGAGCAGUUUUUGCGGUGUGUUCUGCAUUGUUGGCACUAGUUGGACCUUGUUGGUGGCUUUUUGAGUGUUGAAUCCGCAUUGGGCAGUUGGUGCGAGAGAUCAUUCUGAUUGGCUGAUCAGCUCAGAGAAUCAGUUCAUGAGAAGAAAAACAAACAAACAAGGAAGUAAAGAGGUUGCACACAUCUUACCGGCUGUCUGGAAUGAAGAAAGUGAUCAUGUUCCAUUGACACACAUCUGAUAUUUUCUUAAAUGUUUGUAUUAUUUUGACAUAAUUUUAUAUACAGUAUAUUUGUCCGUUCAAGCAUAAGAAGAUGAAAGAGAAAACUUGUUUCAGUGUUUGCAAUUACCCAAAUUAUUUUGCAUUAUCUUGAAUCUGAAUGCUUUAAAAUUGAAAGCUUGACUUGAAAGUUUAAACUGGCAAGGCUUAAAAUUACGUGCAAAUUAUAAACUUUCGUGAUGAUGCAGCAGUGUCAGGCCAGUGACAAAUCCAUCAACUGUCCAGAGCAUCUUUCAUGCUGACCCCGGGCCAUGAGGCAGUCCUUAUUAUCAAUCCCUGCUGUUAGUUGAUGUGAUGCUGUACAUAAAGCCAUAAAACAGUGAACUCAUGGGAAGAGUUAAAAUAUAUCAGUCUCACACAUCCAAGAUGAGUUCUGCUUUCUGAUCAUCAUGCUUUAAUAGUAGCAGUUACAUGUUUCACAUAUCUUGCAAGAGUAACUCUAUUCAAAAUUCCUGUCUCAAGCAAAAAUUACUUCAUACUUUCCAUUUAUAUCCUUAUCUUUUUUUUGUGGUUUCUUUCUAAAUCUAUUUGUGUCUGCUGGGACUUAAUCUGUUCAUAAAACCAUAAAAAGCAAUGUGACCAAGACCUGAUAACUGCAUAAUCCACACAUGUGGACAGUAUAAAAAAUAAUAAAAUAAAAAUACAAAAGUAGUAAUAAAAAUAAAGUUCCAAUGAUUUUGUUUAAUUUAACAUCAACAAAAAGGCAAACUCUUUAAAAAAAGAGUUCCUUUAGCAGGAACGGCCAAAAUGUGGCCCAUUUUUGAAAGACUUUUUAAAGGGUUAAAAGGAUGUCCAUUAACUUCAGGAAACACCUUCAGUAGUUUAGUAGGUAUGGAGUUUAAAAUUCAUGUUUAUUUCACAGAUUUAACAAGUUUAAAGAAUUCUUUCCUAUUCCUAGUUUUCACAUGACCUCAC
Messenger RNA from Onychostoma macrolepis, 4664 nucleotides. Its product is annotated as NACHT, LRR and PYD domains-containing protein 12-like. The transcript is spliced from 10 exons. Gene Ontology annotation, molecular function: protein binding. The record is from RefSeq and is a predicted model, not a curated record. NCBI's taxonomy places the organism in Eukaryota, Metazoa, Chordata, Actinopteri, Cypriniformes, Cyprinidae. The coding region runs from base 323 to 3379 and encodes 1018 amino acids.